Messenger RNA from Ylistrum balloti, 1152 nucleotides. RefSeq names its product acetylcholine receptor subunit alpha-like. Gene Ontology annotation, biological process: signal transduction; monoatomic ion transmembrane transport; nervous system process. NCBI's taxonomy places the organism in Eukaryota, Metazoa, Mollusca, Bivalvia, Pectinida, Pectinidae. Gene Ontology annotation, molecular function: transmembrane signaling receptor activity; neurotransmitter receptor activity; extracellular ligand-gated monoatomic ion channel activity. The record is from RefSeq and is a predicted model, not a curated record. Gene Ontology annotation, cellular component: membrane; neuron projection; synapse. The transcript has a single exon. The coding region runs from base 1 to 1152 and encodes 383 amino acids.
AUGACUGGCCUCCAGUCUGACCUUCUGACGGGUUAUUCUAGGAAAGUUCGCCCCUUGGAAAACCAGGACAACGCUCUUUUUAUUGUUAUGAUAUACACUUUGAAGUCACUCAACGACUUCGACGUAGUUAAUGGAAGAAUGACCACCAUGGGAUUAUUUCAUUUAGCAUGGACAGAUGAGAAAAUGACAUGGAAUCCCGCUGAUUAUGGAAACAUACAGAAGGUAGCGUUUAGGGAGUCAGAUGUAUGGGCUCCUAUUUUCUUCAUUGCUAACGGCGCGGAUGACAUGAACACGAGAACCUCAAGGUUUGGGGAUAUUUCAAUAUCUUUCUCCAGCUCUGGGAAGGCAGUAUACUUACUAAACGGCGUGAUGACAACAACAUGUGAACCGGACAUCACCUAUUAUCCUUACGAUGUCCAUAUGUGCUCAGUUACACUGACUACACAAGAGCUGGCCUCAGAGAUACAAGCCACGAUUCUGGACAUGAAGAUGGAACCAGACACAAAGAAUAAUCUUCUUUGGAAAAUAGUUGAUUUUAAAUACAAAAACUACGAACAGAAAAACAUAUCGUUUAUUGAAAUAUCUUUAAUGAUUCAGCGACGUCCAAGCUACCUGAUUUUUACUAUUAUUCUGCCUAUUUGUCUGUUAAAUUUCGUGAAUCUCCUAGCGUUCAUUCUGCCGGCAGACUCUGGGGAGAGGGUGUCGUUCGCCAUCACGGUGCUCCUAACCCUGUCCGUGUAUAUGACUAUAAUGUCGGAUAGUAUACCCAACACCAGUGAUCCGGUGUCCAUUCUAACCACUUCUUUAAUGAUCAAACUUAUUUACAGCGCCAUGAUAGUAUUGACCGUUGUUUUCAUUUUGAAAAUUUACCACACUGAUGAACGCAAGCCUAUUCCACUGUGGGUUUUGCGCAUAAUACGAUCCAGAAAUAGAGUUGACAACAAAGAUGAAUUUGAAAAGCAAGAGGAUCGUCCGACUGUCGAUAAAAUGAAGGACACACAAAGCAUAGCACAGAUCACAUAUACUACCUCAUUUCCCACGUGGCGUUCCGUUGGCCAGGCAUUGGACAACGUAUUCUUUGUGGUAUUUACAUGUGUAACUGUUGUCGAGAUUACUUACAACCUGGUGCGCAUUACGCAUCGCAUAGGUUGA